Molecule: messenger RNA, 479 nt
Organism: Funneliformis mosseae
Lineage: Eukaryota; Fungi; Glomeromycota; Glomeromycetes; Glomerales; Glomeraceae
Source: the annotation of a GenBank genome assembly
AUGAAAUUCUUAAGAGCAAAAUGGCUUGACGUAAACUACGAUCAUUAUAUUGAUACGGAUAAUCAGCAAAUUUAUAUGAUAGGAAUUUCUCGAGGUCUUGUAGAAAUCGAUGAUGACCUUAUAUUAGCUUUUGACCUUGGAGACAAGAUAGUAGUUUUCAAAAUAUAUGAAAUUCCAAAUUUAUUACAUAUAUUCUUCGAUCAAGGAAACGCACAAUUUGUGAUUAAUCAAAUGUAUUAUAAGGAUUCUGAUAUUUUAGAGAUUAAUUUCGUUAAUUUUAUCCCACUUAUUGUAAAUUUCAAGAAAACCGAGGUGGAAGGUAUUGAGAUGGGAAUGGAUCACGUCGGAAAGCUUGUUUGUUUACACUUGUGUAAUUUUAAGAAAAAUGAAUUUAUGUCGAAGUCGUUAUCAGAAGAAGAGAGAGAUGAAAGAUUAAAUCGUUCGAUAGAGAUAAUGAAAGAUAGAGAGAAAUCGCGAGC